AUGGAGGGCAGCAAGAACCAGGAGGCUGAGGACGGCUCUUACCUUUGUUUCCAGAGAACUCCUUCUCUCAGACGCAAAUGGAGGAAACGGUACGGCGGUCUGGACGGAAACAAACUGCUGGAGCCCAAUAAAGACCCAGACAUGAGAGACGAUGGAGGGAUGACAGACGGGAACCAUCAGAGGAACGCUGAGAACCAGUCAGCACCUCGUCCAGCUCCCAGGAGUCUGAUCCAGAACCAGGUCCAGACUGCAGUCCACAAUCCGGUCCAGAAACCCGUCAGCAAACCCGUCAGCCUCGUCAGUCCUGGACCUGCAGCGGUCCCAGUGUCGGUGGUUAACGGCGGCCUGAAGCCCCCCCUCCCCCAGGCGGUGGUCCAGCCCGAGGACCGAGGCCUCAGGUUCCCCCCCCAGCAGAGUCCGUCCAAACGCAGAGCGGCUGCUGAUGUGCUGUUUGACAGCUUCGCCUCGGACGGAAGAAUCAACAUCAACCAGUUCUUUGAGGCCAUCUGGAGCUCUGGGCUGCACCGGUCCGACCCUCGGCUCAGAGAGUGUUUCUUCCACCUCAGGAAACUGCAGGACGCCGAGGGAUCAGUGGACAGAAACACCUUUCACAGGUGCGUCACAGGAUUCGUCUCUCUGAUCCUAAAAGCCCUGCAGGGACGAUUCGUCAUCCCAGAUUUUUCAACCUUCACCGAAGAAACUCAGAAGUUGUUUUCGAGGUGUCGUCAGCUGUUGUCUGUCCAGGAGAAAGAGAAGGAAAGCAUGGACAGCACCAAGUGGGGCGUCUCAAUCUGCACUGUGGACGGACAGAGGUUGUCUCUGGGUGACUGGUCCAGUUCUCUGGUUCUGGGUGAGGUGUCAUGGCCGCUGGUUUACGGCGUGGCGGUGGACCUUCUGGGUUCUGACCUCGUCCACCGAUACGUCGGCAUGGAGACGUACUCCAGACACGACUCUCCAUUCACACUCACCAAAACAGGAAUCCCUCACAGUCCGCUCACUGAGACGGGAGCCAUCGUUACGACAUCUUUACUGCAGCUGGCGGGUCGACUGUGUGCUGAGGAAGAGGAGAAGUACGACUCAGUUCUGAACGUCAUCCGGAGGCUCUGCAACAAGGAGCACGCCAACUUAAACUGCACCAGUUAUCAGAGCAGCAGGUCGUCCAGCGUCAGACUUCACGCUCUGUCCUUCUACCUUCAGGAGAAAAAGUGUUUUCCAGAUAAAGUGGACGUUAACGCUGCGUUGGAUCUCCUGCUGCAGUGCUCCUCUACAGAGAUCACCUGUGAGUCCGGAGCCGCCAUGGCCGCCUCUCUGGCCAAUGGGGGCCUCUGCCCGCUGUCAGGUGACCAGGUGCUGUCGCCGGGGGCAACACGGAGCAUGCUGUCUGUGAUGCAGGUGGCUGGGAUGAAGGAUUACUCCUCCACCUUCCUCUUCAAGACGUCGGUACCGGCGGCGUCCAGCAGCCUCGGCUCCCUGCUGGCGGUGGUUCCUGGUGUUCUGGGUCUGAUGGCGUUCUCUCCGGAGACGGACGCCUGUGGAAACCCCACGAGGGCCGUCCACUUCUGUCAGGAACUGAUUUCCACGUUUCAGCUGCACAGUUUUGACAUCAGGACUCCGUUCAGACAGAUUCUGGCCUACAGACAGUGGAAAUCUGAAUCUGAGGGAUUCCAGAUCAUGAACGUCCUGCUGGCAGCUUUUAAAGGAGACGUCCAGGCUCUGAGGAGGUAUUUCCUGUCUGGAGUGGACGUGAACGCGGUCGACUACGACGGCAGGUCGGCUCUGCACGUGGCGGCCGCCGAAGGUCACACAGAGGUCAUCCGCUUCCUGCUGCAGAACACCGGGGCCAACAAGGCCCUCAGGGACCGGUGGGGGAGCUCUCCUCUUCAGGAGGCCACGAGACACAACAGGGAUGCUGCUGUCCACCUGCUGCAGGAGCCCAUCUGA
This is a messenger RNA of Anoplopoma fimbria (sablefish), 1941 nucleotides long. It is a transcript of the gene glsl, whose product is annotated as glutaminase like. The record is from RefSeq and is a predicted model, not a curated record. The transcript has 21 exons. Gene Ontology annotation, molecular function: protein binding; glutaminase activity. The coding region runs from base 1 to 1941 and encodes 646 amino acids. Gene Ontology annotation, biological process: L-glutamine catabolic process. NCBI's taxonomy places the organism in Eukaryota, Metazoa, Chordata, Actinopteri, Perciformes, Anoplopomatidae.